Sardina pilchardus (European sardine) is the source of this 3072-nucleotide messenger RNA. RefSeq names its product RPGR interacting protein 1 (gene rpgrip1). Gene Ontology annotation, biological process: retinal rod cell development; non-motile cilium assembly. The transcript is spliced from 20 exons. Gene Ontology annotation, cellular component: photoreceptor connecting cilium. Bases 1 to 3072 code for a protein of 1023 amino acids. NCBI's taxonomy places the organism in Eukaryota, Metazoa, Chordata, Actinopteri, Clupeiformes, Clupeidae. The record is from RefSeq and is a predicted model, not a curated record.
AUGGAUGAGACUGCAGGUGAUCUCCCAGUGAGGGAUAUUGGCCUGAGAGGAGGGGUGAUGGCAGUCAUGCAAGCUUCAGAUCGUCAGCGGAUUUUUUCUGUACCACGGGAGCAACUGGAGGACCAAUGUUUACGACUGCAGGAGGAAAAUACUCUCUUGAAACAACACACUCGGGCACAGGAAUUGAAGCUGCGCAGGCUCUCUACCCAGCUGCUCCGUCUGCGGGAGGGCAGGCCCAGUACUGCUGUGGGAAGGGACCGAGAGACGGAGGAUGCCAUCCAGGAGCUGGAGGCCCGUGUGGCCACUCUGGAGAGCCAGAAGACGUUACUGCAGAACAAGCUCGGCAUGGCCAGGCAGCAUAUACUAGAUAUGGGAGGCCGUGGCCCCUCUCGUUUGCAUAAAGGGGGUUUGAUUGGUGAGGGAGACGUUCUGCAUCCAGGGCAGACAUCUUAUCGAAACAAACUUAGCCUUCUGGAGGAGAGCAGAGGAGACACGGAGAGACUGAAAUCAAACAUGCUUGAAACUCAGCAGGCGAGAGCUAGUAAAAUGGAACAGGCGCCACAGCCUCUUAAAGAGACUGAAGAAAGUAUGAAAGAAAUUAAGAAACAACAAGCAGAUGGACACAGGCUGACCAUCAGGGAAAACGUAGACUUCAUUCGCCUCCAGAAACAGCUAUCGGACAAAAGUGCUGCACUCCUGUUGAUACAGGAGAAAUUCAACAUGCUGCAAGAGACAUAUGAGGCUCAUUUACGAGAGGGUGAAAAGGCUCUUCGGGAAAGUCAGGAGACACUUUUGGAAAAGGUGGAGGAGCUGAAUAUCCAACUAAAAGAAGAGACACAGAGAAGGCUGACUUUGGAGAAUCAGCUCGCCACCGCUAACAUGUCACUACAAAGCCAGGAGGAGCUCAAGGAACGUGUUUCAUACCUGGAGGAAGAGCGCAAUGCCUUGAAACAAUCUUAUAAUACACUAUUGGAAAGCACUCUUUCAACCCAAGGCCACAGGGAGAGGUUGCCGGAAAAGGAAAGCACAAUAGAAAAGGUCGGGCUGGUGGCCUGGAAACAGGAUACACAGAGGCUGGAUGAGACGUUUUCUGCUGACAUUAAAGACAAAGACGUGCUAAGAGACGAGAAGGAGAAGAUGAGAUGGGAAAUCAGAAAGCUGGAGGACGAGAGGAAACACGAAAGGGUUCUGGUGGAAGCACUGCGCGAGAAACACAGCCGGCUAGAGAAUGAAAUUCUGAUGCACAGAAAAGAGGUGACAAUACUGCAAGAGAGACUGGACUCUGUGACUCAUGUGUUUGACAUGAGUGUUGAAGACCUGAGUGAAAUAUUACUCCAAAUCAAGGCCUUCCGGCAUCAACAGGAGAACCCAGGGGGGACACACAUAAUGGGCUCCAAGGGAAAAGGGAUUGACCAGUCUCGUGAUAUGGCCAGUCUACAGGCGUCUUAUGCUGAGACCGUGUUUGAACUGAAUAAGACCAGAGAUCUGCUGUUGGUACAACACAGGAUCAGUAAUGAUCUACAGACUGAGCUAAACAUGGUAAUUUACAAAGCUGAUUCUGAGAAACAACUGCUCCAGAAAAAAGUGGCAGAGAAAGAGAGAAUGCUGAAAAACAGAAUGAGACAGAUAAUCACAUUACAGGCUCAGCUCAGGGAACUGGCAUACAGUCCUAAAUUCUACAAACGUUCCACACCAACAGAGUACAUGUGGCUCGAAAAAGAUCAAGAGAGUGUGUUUCCAGCCGAGGAAGAUAACGCAGUCUUUCAGUUACGAAGAGGGGAGUCACUACUCGAGGUUCAUCUCCGGGGGGCCACCUUCACCCCCCUCGGUCUACGACUCAUGGGACAGACACAGUCAAAGGAGCGUAAAGUCCUCACGGAGGUGACAACCUUCUGCACAUAUGCAUUAUUGGAUUUUGAGACACAUUCAACACCACUGGUCACUGGAGUCCAGCCCAACUACGGCUUCACCUCCCGCUAUGCCUUGGCGCCCUCGGACUUGGCGAGGCUGGCAGCACUGAGGGGCGUCGUCACGGCAGAUCUCCACCAGAAGCUGGGCGGGGUGCGUUUUGUGACCUGCGGACGAGCGCACGUUUCCUUGUUGGAUGCAAUGGAUCACAGAGGGGAGCAACUGAGUGGUACAGCAAACAUUACAGGGAAGGAUGGGGCAAUCCUUGGGGUGUUGGAGUUCUGGGUGCGUCUUUACCUCCCCACUGGAACAAGGAAGGCCGGGCUGGAGAGAGCUGCUGCCAGGCAGCUGGAGGAGCUAACGGAACCCAGAAUGACUCCGCAGCCACAGCACUGGAGAGAACAUGUCCAUGAGGAGCUGGGGAGACGUGGCACAAGAGCAUCAAAUGAACUGGAGGUCGUGCUAGAUCGCUGCACUGGUCUCAGAGGGCGCUGGCCCGAGCAGCCUCCCGACGCUUACUUAACCUACCAGCUGUAUGACCUGCCUCCUCACGCAUCUCCUGUCAUGCACUGCACCUCAGAUCCUGUGUUUGAGGACGUGGCAAAUUAUCAAAUGACGGUGACCUCCGAUGUGUGCGAGUACCUGUCUUGCAGCAAACUGUGGGUUUACCUGUACGAUGACCACGAGGAUCAGAUCCCGCCUGCUUACUUGGCCAAGACGUCCAUCUCGCUGCAGGCCCUGGCGACUGGUAGACCAAUUAGAGGAGAUUACACCCUGAGGGACUCAGCCGGAGAGACCAGGGGGAUCGUCCGAGUGUCGCUGAAAUGGAAGUAUCCAUUCCAGUCAGUGAAAGCAACGCAAUAUCACGGGGAGACGGAGCAGCCAGAGAGGGAAAUGCCAAAAAUCAAGAAGAGGGAAUUGGUUGACAAAGGACGAGAUGCAACACAGAGGCCAAUUGCAAAACCUCGGUUGAAGGAAGCCAGCAAAGUUCAGAAAAAGGAGGAACAGCAAGAACAUGAAAACAGCAAAGAUGAGGGGUCUGAGGCUUCAGAAUCUGAAAAAUCAAGAUCCUCCAGUAGCAGUGAUGUCAUCAUUAUUCCACCCUCAUUAAAACCAAGGAGGAAGGUACAGAAAAUAUGGAGGAAGUUUGUUUGUAGAAACUAA